Messenger RNA from Callorhinus ursinus (northern fur seal), 666 nucleotides. RefSeq names its product putative protein SSX6. Gene Ontology annotation, cellular component: nucleus. The record is from RefSeq and is a predicted model, not a curated record. NCBI's taxonomy places the organism in Eukaryota, Metazoa, Chordata, Mammalia, Carnivora, Otariidae. Gene Ontology annotation, biological process: regulation of DNA-templated transcription.
CCUUGUGGCUGGAGAGAUUAGGCUGCGUCCUUUCAAGAUCAAACUAUUCCCAGCGCCAUGAAUAAAGGCGGCUCCUUUUCAAAGAACUCCAAGGAGGAUACCGAGAAGUCAGAGAAGAAAUGCAAGGCCUUCAAGGAUAUUUCCAAAUACUUCUCUAAGGAAGAGUGGGCAAAUCUUGGAUACUCAGAUAAAAUCACCUAUGUGUACAUGAAGAGAAACUAUGACACCAUGGCUAGUCUAGGUCUCAAGGCCACUCUCCCAGACUUCAUGUGUCCUAAAAAAAGGGCCAACGAAUCCAGUGGGUGUGAUUCUGAUGAAGAUCAGAACCCCAAGAAUCAGGGUGAACCUCCUCAGGGGCCUUCUGAUGUGCAAGAUCAAAAGCAAAUGAAGGUGAUGCUCGAGAAACAAAUAAAGGAAGAAAGUGAUUCAGAACCAAUACCAAUAACACCUGGCUCUGAGCAGCCUCAGAAAGAGCUGUGCCCCCUGGGAAAAGCAAGUACCUCUGGUCAAGAGAGUGAGAACAUACCAGGACCCAGGAAACGGAUGAGUAGUAUUUGGGCCUGCAGACUGCGGGAAAGAAAGAACCUAAUAGUGUAUGAAGAGAUCAGUGAUCCUGAGGAAGAUGACUAACUCCGGAUGUGACAAGUGCCCAUGAUAAGAAGCAGA